CUUUACCCAAACUUUUCUAGGGUUAUCGCUUCUGACGCCUACAUGGUAACAGCUAUUGUUGAUUUCCUGACCAAACUAGACUUGAACUACGUUUCUGUUAUGUUCGACAACACUCAUGAAUCCACCAGACUGUACCACAGGCUUAAGGACGGUUUAAACUUAACUCAAAUUUGCGUAGGGAAAAAGCUCAUGAUCAAUGAAAAAACGAACUUGGCGAGAAUGCUGAGAGAUCUGCUGAAAGACAAACUGGCUUCCAGGAUUAUAAUUGUGAUGGGGGGCAAACGGCUGACCGAGUUAGUGAUGUCAACGGUCAGUAAAACGGAUUUGGAAGGUCAGUUCCUGUGGGUAGGGAACGACUACUGGGAGGAGUAUAUCUACAAAAACUUGGCUCCCCGUGGCUCCAUUGGCGUACAUUUUAAGAGGCCGUCAAACCAAACAGAUUUCCAUGCCUAUCUGCAACGCCUUGACAUCAAAGACGCAAAUCCUUGGUUGGUCAGAGCGCUAGAAACCAAGGACCGUUGCAAAGACAAGAAAUGCCUACAGCAGCGUAUCGCCAUAUCUCUUAAGAACCCUCACGCGGUCUUAGCACUUAUGAAAGACUGUCCAUACGUCCUCGCCAAUGUCUUGAGUAAAUUUCUGAAAUACCGUUGCCCAAGGAUGGUGGGCUCCUUAGCUUUAGAAUGUUUCAAUCGAAUAUCUGAGGAUUUCAAACUGUACAUGAACCAUAUUAACGCCAAAGAAGACAUACGUUCGUUCAAGCUCAAUCCCCAAAACAGCAACGAAAUGUUCUCGGUUGUUCAGUCAGCAUAUGACAUCAGCAACAAACCUUUCGAGCUCGCCCAGUUUAGCAUGAAGCAGAACACCACUCUGGUUCUGAGGCAGUUCUCGCUGUCACAACUGAAGAUCCCUUUUGAAAGACUUCGACCGGAAAGUUUUUGCUGGAAAGCUUGCGCGGCGGGCGAGUAUCAGUACGCGAGAUCCCGCUGGUGCUGGAGCUGCAGACGGUGUCAGGACAAUGAGCUAGUCAGUGACAACUUGAAAUCAUGCGUGUUGUGCCCACCAUUUUACUGGCCUCACACCUCUGGGGAAAAUAAAAUGCAUUGCAGGAAAAUACAAGUCGACCGCUUCCACUGGUUCUAUCGAACAGCAGCCAUGUUCCUUGCCGCCUCCUUGCUUGGCAGUGUCAGUGUCCUAUUGAUCCUGCUAUUAUACUGUAAGAAGAGGUCCCAGCCAAUCAUAAAAGCUUCUAGCGUUGAGAUCAGCGUCAUCCAAUUACUGUUGAUCGCACUGGGGUACGGUACUGUGCCUAUGUUUAUGGAGAACCCGUCAAGUCUUAGAUGCACUCUGGGCCUGUUCUUCUACAUGACCAGCUUCGACCUUCUGUAUGCCACCAUGCUGAUCAAGGCCAUACGAGUGUACAGGAUUUUC
Lymnaea stagnalis (great pond snail) is the source of this 1428-nucleotide messenger RNA. Lineage: Eukaryota; Metazoa; Mollusca; Gastropoda; Lymnaeidae. The record is from the annotation of a GenBank genome assembly.